This is a messenger RNA of Tachysurus fulvidraco (yellow catfish), 1909 nucleotides long. RefSeq names its product calcium homeostasis modulator protein 2. The record is from RefSeq and is a predicted model, not a curated record. The transcript is spliced from 2 exons. The coding region runs from base 4 to 960 and encodes 318 amino acids. NCBI's taxonomy places the organism in Eukaryota, Metazoa, Chordata, Actinopteri, Siluriformes, Bagridae. Gene Ontology annotation, molecular function: monoatomic cation channel activity.
AACAUGGCUGCAUUUAUUUCUGAAAAUUUUAAAUUUGCUUCUCUUUUCUUUAAGAGUAAGGAUGUAAUGAUCUUCAAUGGGCUGAUAGCCUUGGGGACAGUGGCUAGUCAAACAGCAUACAACAUAUUUGCCUUUGAAUGCCCAUGUUCUGCACAGAGAAAUUAUCUGUAUGGGUUAGCAGCUAUUGGUGUACCUGCCUUAGCUUUCUUUUUAAUUGGAAUAAUGCUCAAUCGUAGCACCUGGGACCUCAUUUCAGAAUGUCGCAUCAGAAAAUGCCGGAAGCUCUCUGGUGCUGCUGCCUUUGCUCUGCUGGGCUCAAUAGUGGGCCGUGCAGCAGUGGCUCCAGUAACGUGGUCUGUAAUCUCACUCCUCAGAGGAGAGGCCUAUGUUUGUGCACUUAGUGAAUUUGUGGACCCUCAGUCUUUGGAAAACUUUCCUUCCACUACAAAGAGCUCAAUAAUUAUGGCCCAGUUUCCAUGUAAGGAUGUUCCUGCGGAGCUGUUGCACUUUUGGAAAAACAUUGAACGCCAACUCAAGUAUGAAUCUCAGUUCUUGGGCUGGAUCUUAGUGGCUGUUGUCUCUUUUGCUGUAUUCCUGAUGAUGUGUGGAAAGCGCUGCUGCUCUCCCCUGGGCUACCAGCAGGAGGCGUACUGGUCCACCUAUCGAGCCAGUGAGCAAACUCUAUUCCAGCGUACUGCUGAGGCUCAUGCCAAACUCCGUGCUGCAGAGAACAUCAGGACCUUCUUUGGGUUUGUUGCCCUAGAGGAGCAAGAAAAGGGGCUUGUGACAUCAUGUCAGGGGGCCAGACAGGCAAUUUCCAAUAUGGAGUGGAACCAGAUAACAGGAGUUUACUUAUACAGAGAGAAUGAAGGGAUUCCCCUGUACAGUCGUCUCAAUAAAUGGGCCAGUUUCACAAUUGGGAACAACACCGAGGCCAUUGAGAUGGACAUGUUAGGUUAAGAUGUGAAUGAUCAUUGUCAGUAAUAAAUUACUAUAUGGUCAUUUCUAGUGGGUAAUAGUUGUGUUCACUAAUAUGGUAUAGUUUUUUUAACUAAAAUAAAACAUUUGGUUUUAUGUGCUCCUGCUGUGCAAAUUUGUUUAGUGUUCUUUCUUUCUUUCUUUCUUUCUUUCUUUCUUUCUUUCUUUUCUUCGCUUUAACUUGUCAAUAUGAUAAUGUAUUACAUGGGAUGCAAAAACAUAUUUACAAUUUCUUUAGCUUGAUGAUGGUACGAAUUGUGUGUUAGCCCAUCAAAAAUGUAUCUUAAUACAUAAUGCAUACUGAAGCAACUUUUCUACAUUCCUAAAAUAUUUAUAAGACUUAAGCUUUUUAAAAUGUCUGGGCUAUUUGUAUUUUAUAAUAUGUGUAUUAUGUAUAUUGGUUUCAUUGGUAAUUCUUUAUUAAUUACAGUUAAUAAUGCCAGCAUUUGAUAUUAUUCCUUAUAAGAAGUUUUUGAGAAUGUACUGUAUGCUAUCUCAGGUAGGCUGCAUGGUGGUACAAUGGCUAGAAUUUCUACCUCACAGCUCUAGGGUCCUGGGUUCACAAUGGUGUUUUCUGGGUUUGCAUUCCAGCUUCUCCAGUUUCUGUCCACUGUCCCAAAAACAUGAAGGUAGAUGGUUUGGCUCUGCUAAGUUGUCCUUAGAUUAUGUCCUUAGUGUGUGUGUGUGUGUGUGUGUGUGUGUGUGUGUGUGUGUGUGUGUGUGUGUGUGUGUGUGUGUGUGUGUGUGUGUGUGUGUGUGUGUGUGUGUGUGUUUAAGUAAAUUGUGUGAAUGGUGCUCUGCAAUGGACAUCUGCAGUGAGAUUUACAGGAUUGGCUUCAGAUUCAUCACAAAGCCAAACCACACUAAAGCGAUAACUAAAGAUCAACAAUCUCUCAGGUAGACCCUAUGUUGGGUCAUAUUGUUGUGCUGU